Messenger RNA from Plasmodium adleri (nom. inval.), 540 nucleotides. RefSeq names its product conserved Plasmodium protein, unknown function. The transcript has a single exon. The record is from RefSeq and is a predicted model, not a curated record. Bases 1 to 540 code for a protein of 179 amino acids. Lineage: Eukaryota; Apicomplexa; Aconoidasida; Haemosporida; Plasmodiidae.
AUGUCGAACGCAUCAAAUGAAAAAAUAUCAUGUCCUACUUUAAAAGAUCAAAAAGAUGAACAUGAAAAGCAAAAUAUAGUAUCACUUAAUUCUUCAUGCGAAGAAGAAAAAGAAAUAGAAGAACAUGCUCUUUAUGUUCCUCAAAAUUUAAUUUGCUUAAUUUGUUAUGAUGAUAUUGAUGAAAGUAAUUAUAUCGAAUAUAAAACUGAUGAGCAUAGUAAAUGGUAUCCUAGUAAGUUUUGCCUGAAUUGUACAGGUAUUUUAAUUGAUAGUCAAUAUGAGAAAUAUAUUAAUAGUGUGCAAAAAUCUGAAUGUUUAAAAGAACAAACAAGUUUAUUAAAAUUGGGACCACCAAUAAAUGUAAAAGAUAAAAAUGGAUAUCCAGAAUCAGAUGAUAAAGAAAUAUAUAGUCUCUGGUAUUUUUGUGAUAAAAAAAUUCAUUCAGCUAAAUUAAAGGGAAGUCUUAUGGGUGAAGAGAGAAUGAAAUUGUGGAAUGAAUUAAAAAAUUUUCUUAUAAAAGACGACAAAAAGGAAUUAUAA